Candidula unifasciata is the source of this 405-nucleotide messenger RNA. The record is from the annotation of a GenBank genome assembly. Lineage: Eukaryota; Metazoa; Mollusca; Gastropoda; Stylommatophora; Geomitridae.
AUGUUUAUUUAUCACUUGUGUAUCAGCUCUUUAAUGUUUAUUUAUCACUUGUGUAUCAGCUCUUUAAUGUUUAUUUAUCACUUGUGUAUCAGCUCUUUAAUGUUUAUUUAUCACUUGUGUAUCAGCUCUUUAAUGUUUAUUUAUCACUUGUGUAUCAGCUCUUUAAUGUUUAUUUAUCACUUGUGUAUCAGCUCUUUAAUGUUUAUUUAUCACUUGUGUAUCAGCUCUUUAAUGUUUAUUUAUCACUUGUGUAUCAGCUCUUUAAUGUUUAUUUAUCACUUGUGUAUCAGCUCUUUAAUGUUUAUUUAUCACUUGUGUAUCAGCCCGCUUUUGUUUAUGUUUCAUAUGUAUGUUUUUUUCUGUAUCACCUCUCCUGUUUCUGUAUCACCUCUCUUGUUUCUGUAA